GCCGGGCCAGUGGCGGGAAAGGCUGCAGAGCUGCUCCUGAGGGCUGCUCGCUCCGUGGGGCUCCGGAGGACCCACGGGGAGUGGGCCUCACCGUUGUGUCCCGACUGUCUCCACCCCGUUUCUCUGCGGGCCGGCCCUCCGGUGCGUGGGCUUGUACACGAUGAACUGUGAACUUCUCGCCACGUGCAGUGCCCUUGGGUACUUGGAGGGAGACACGUACCACAAGGAGCCCGAUUGCCUAGAGAGCGUGAAGGAUUUGAUCCGCUACUUGAGGCAUGAGGAUGAGACUCGGGAUGUGCGGCAGCAGCUGGGGGCCGCCCAGAUCCUGCAGAGUGACCUUCUCCCCAUCCUUACCCAGCACCGCCAGGACAAGCCUCUCUUCGACGCUGUCAUCAGACUCAUGGUGAACCUGACACAGCCGGCCUUGCUGUGUUUCGGCGGUGUACCUAAGGAGCCCGGCCUGCGGCACCACUUUCUGCAGGUGCUCUCUUAUCUGCAGGCCUACAAGCAGGCCUUCGCCAAUGAGAAGACCUUUGGGGUCCUCAGUGAAACCUUGUAUGAGCUGCUGCAGCUGGGCUGGGAGGAACGGCAGGAGGAAGACAACCUGCUGAUUGAGCGGAUCCUGCUGCUGGUCAGAAACAUUCUCCAUGUUCCAGCCGACCUUGACCAGGAGAAGAGGAUCGAUGAUGACGCCAGCGUCCAUGACCAGCUCCUCUGGGCAGUUCACCUCAGCGGCCUGGAUGACCUGCUCCUCUUCCUGGCCAGCUCUCCUGCCGAGCAGCAGUGGAGCCUGCAUGUGCUAGAAGUUAUCUCUCUUAUGUUUCGUGACCAGAACCCUGAGCAGCUGGCGAAAGUAGGGCGGGGGCGCUUAGCUCAGGAGCGGAGCGCGGAUGUGGCAGAACUGGAGGUGCUGCGCCAGCGAGAGAUGGCAGAAAAGAAGGCGCGGGCCCUGCAGCGGGGCAACAGGCAUUCUCAGUUUGGGGGCUCCUACAUUGUCCAGGGGUUGAAAUCCAUUGGGGACAGGGAUGUCAUCUUUCACAAAGGCCUGCACAAUCUCCAAAACUACAGUUCUGAUUUGGGCAAGCAGCCCCGCAGGGUCCCUAAACGCCGCCAGGCUGCCCAGGAGCUGUCCUUGCAGCGCCGCUCCGCCCUCAAUGUGAGGCUGUUCCUUAGAGACUUCUGCUCUGAGUUCCUGGAGAACUGUUACAACCGGCUCAUGGGCGCGGUGAAGGAUCACCUGCUUCGUGAGAAAGCUCAGCAGCACGACGAGACCUACUACAUGUGGGCCUUGGCUUUCUUCAUGGCUUUCAACCGCGCCGCCUCCUUCCGGCCAGCCUUGGUUUCGGAGACGCUCAGCAUCCGUUCCUUCCACUUCAUCGAGCGGAACCUCACCAGCUACUAUGAGAUGAUGCUGACGGACCGCAAGGAAGCGCGAUCCUGGGCGUGCCGGAUGCACCUGGCUCUGACGGCCUAUCAGGAGCUGCUGGCCACAGUGAACGAGAUGGACCUGUCCGCAGAGGCGGCCGUGCGGGAGAGCAGCCGCAUCAUCAAGAACAACAUUUUCUAUGUGAUGGAGUACCGGGAGCUCUUCCUCACCCUCUUCCGGAAGUUUGACGAGAGGUGCCAGCCCCGCUCUUUCCUGCGUGACCUGGUGGAAACCACCCACCUCUUCCUCAAGAUGCUGGAGCGAUUCUGUCGGAGCCGUGGGAGCCUGAUGGUCCAGAACAAACGAAAGAAGAGGAAGAAGAAGAAGAAGGUUCCUGACCAGACUGUAGCUUCUGGUGAUGUCCCACACAGCGCAGAGGAGCUGGAGGCUUUGUGGCCAGGACUGGCUGAGCAGCUGCAGUGCUGUGCCCAGGAUCCUGAGCUCAGCGUAGACUCCGUGGUCCCCUUUGAUGCCGCCUCAGAGACCCCAGUAGAAGAGCAGCGGGUGGAGGCCAUGGUGAGGAUCCAAGACUGUCUCCUGGCUGGCCGGGCCCCGCAGGCUCUGACCCUCCUGAGAUCCGCCCGGGAAGUGUGGCCGGAAGGAGGUGUGUUUGGCUUUCCAGACGUUUCUCUAGAGGAAGAGAUGCAGUUGCUGAAACAGAUCCUGUCUGCCCCGCUUCCUCGGCAGCAGGGCACAGAGGAAGGAGGUAUGGAAGAAGAGGAGGAGGAGGAAGAGGAGGAGGAAGAAGAGGAGUUGCAAGUUGUGCAGGUGUCAGAGAAAGAGUUUAACUUUCUGGACUACCUGAAACGCUUUGCAUGCUCAACCGUCGUGCGUGCCUACGUGCUGCUGCUACGGAGCUACCGGCAGAACAGCGCCCAUACCAACCACUGCAUUGUCAAGAUGCUGCACCGGCUGGCCCAUGACCUCAAAAUGGAAGCCCUGCUCUUCCAGCUCUCGGUCUUCUUCCUUUUCAAUCGUCUGCUUAGUGACCCUGCUGCUGGAGCCUACAAAGAGCUCGUGACCUUCGCCAAGUACAUCCUCGCCAAGUUCUUCGCCUUGGCCGCGGUCAACGAGAAGGCCUUUGUGGAGCUGCUGUUCUGGAAGAACACCGCUGUGGUCCGAGAGAUGACCGAGGGCUACGGCUCCCUGGACGGCAGGUCUUCCGGGUGCAGAGCUGCGGCCUGGAGCCUGGAGGAGGAGGCCCAGCUUCGGGAACUGUAUCUCACCCACAAGGAUGUGGAAGGUCAGGAUGUGGUGGACGCCAUCCUGGCCCAGCUGAGUACGGCUCGGACGCGCAAGCAGGUUGUCCACCAUCUGGUGCGGCUGGGACUGGCUGGCAGUGCCAAGGACUUCCAGAGGAAGGGGAUCCAUAUCGUACUGUGGACAGAAGACCAGGAGCUGGAGCUGCAGCGGCUUUUUGAGGAGUUCCAGGGCUCAGAUGAUGUCCUUGGCCAUAUCAUGAAGAAUAUCACAGCCAAACGCUCAAGGGCUCGAAUCGUGGACAAACUGCUGGCCCUGGGGCUGGUGGCUGAGCGGCGGGAGCUGUACAAGAAACGGAAGAAGAAGUUGGCGCAGUCGUGCACGCCGGAUGGGGAAGAGUCCCUGAAAGAUUCUUGGCAAGAUCCGGAAGAGGAGGAGAACUUGCCAGAGGAGGAGAGUGAGGAGGAGGAGGAGGAGGAAGAGGAGUCCUGGGAAGCAGAACCAGCCCACGGUCACCCAGUCCCCUCAGCUGAAAACCUCGGCCAGGGCCUGCGUCGGGAAGGCUUUUCCGCCCCACUGCUGUGGCUCCAGAGCUGCCUGGUUCGAGCAGCAGAUGACCGGGAGGAGGACGGCUGCUCCCAGGCAGUUCCACUGGUGCCGCUGACGGAGGACAGUGAGGAAGCCAUGGAAAACGAGCAGUUUCAGCAGCUGCUGCGCAAGCUAGGGAUCCGGCCGCCCGCCUCUGUGCAGGAAACCUUCUGGCGCAUCCCAGCCAAGUUGAGCCCCGCCCAGCUCCGCAGAGUGGCUGCGUCUUUGAGUCCGCGGAUGGAGCAGGAAGAAGAGAAGCCGCAGCCAGAGUUGGAGCCGCGCGUUCCUGCGGAGCAAGGGCCCAGUGGGGAGGACCAGCGAGAGAACCGGGCAGAAGCCCUCAGGGCCCUCUUGGUGGCUCGUAAAAAGAAAGGACUGGUGUCCCUGGAGGAGGAGGACGGAGCUGCUGAUGGGAACGAGCAGCUGAAGGUGGCGCCCAGGAAGCGACAACUGCUGGGCAGUGAGGAGGAGGAGGAGGGAGAUGAGGGCCGAAGCCAAGCGCCAGACCCGGGAGCUCCCGUGACCCCCAAGAAGAGGCGGUAUCAGGUUGAGGAUGAAGAUGAGGACGAUGAAGAGCCGCAGGCCGAGGCGUAGAGCUGGAUGUGGUUUUAGAUGCUGAGUUUAAGUCCGAGUUGGGAGGACCGGAAUCUAUUCUUAGAGGAUGCGAGCCUUAGCCUGCCGGGCUGUCCCGUGGAUUUAGGGCCUGGGCAUUUUCAGUCAGCAGUGUUGGAGGGACCCUUUGCAGUCCGUCCUGGCUUCUCCCAGUUUCUUUUUGUAUCCGCGGUACUGGGAUUGGACGCAGGCGCUCCCGCGUGCUAGGUGAGUGCUCUACCACAGAGCUCCAGCCCCCGGCCGUCUUCCUCUAUCUCCUGACGCCCAGCGUGGAGCUCUCUGGAAACGGGCUUCUGCUUCUCCUCUUCUCGGAACCUUUUUGUCAUUGUUGUCACUGAGACUCUUAGCAGACGAGAGCAGUAAAAUACGGAAGUCACCCUGGACCCCUGUCUUCUCGGCGGGUUGGUUGGUUUUGUGGUGCUGGGGAUCGAACCCAGGGCUUCUUACACAGCAGCCAAGCACUCGCGUUCAAAUGCACCCCCCGCCUCCUCAGUGCUCUGUUCCUUUCUUUUUCUAUUUUUAUUUUUGAGACAGGGUCUCACUCUGCAGUUCAGGCUGGCUUUGA
This is a messenger RNA of Chinchilla lanigera (long-tailed chinchilla), 4391 nucleotides long. It is a transcript of the gene Timeless, whose product is annotated as timeless circadian clock. Gene Ontology annotation, biological process: DNA repair; replication fork arrest; DNA replication checkpoint signaling. The record is from RefSeq and is a predicted model, not a curated record. The coding region runs from base 161 to 3808 and encodes 1215 amino acids. NCBI's taxonomy places the organism in Eukaryota, Metazoa, Chordata, Mammalia, Rodentia, Chinchillidae. Gene Ontology annotation, molecular function: DNA binding. Gene Ontology annotation, cellular component: replication fork protection complex. The transcript is spliced from 29 exons.